Olea europaea var. sylvestris is the source of this 1626-nucleotide messenger RNA. Its product is annotated as caffeoylshikimate esterase. Lineage: Eukaryota; Viridiplantae; Streptophyta; Magnoliopsida; Lamiales; Oleaceae. Gene Ontology annotation, cellular component: membrane. The transcript has 8 exons. Gene Ontology annotation, molecular function: lipase activity. The record is from RefSeq and is a predicted model, not a curated record. Bases 219 to 1400 code for a protein of 393 amino acids.
AAACCUUUUUCUCUGAACACCUAUUUGUAUAUAAGAAAACCUUUUUCUCUGGACCCCUAUUUGUAUAAUACAGUUCAGGAUGACUUUUUUAAAGAAGAAAGUGCUUCAUGCUUUUGUAGACCUGAUCGUACACGUUUUUAACAUGGUUCUUUGAGCCCAGAAACUCGAUAUGUACCCGUUGGUCUUUUCACCUUCCAACCAAGAUUUCUGAGUUCCCAAUGGAUCUUGUCCUUCACUCAACUUUCCGACCAUUUUUGCCACCGGGAUUUCUCACCUCUGGCCGAAAUCAUUACAGACCCUUUAUUCUCCAGCGAAAUCUGGACCCAAAACCCAAAUAUCCAAGACAAUCAGUGAUCGUUAUGGUCCAGAAGAAGCCAAAAAUUGAAGGCGUGAGUGAUGAGUUGAACUUAAUUGCCUCACAGAACUUGGACCAUGCUCCUGCCCGGAGACGAGUGCGAUCGGCUUUCACUAAUAUUCAGCAGCAGCUCGAUCACAUUUUAUUUAAGAUGGCUCCAGCUGGGAUCAGAACAGACGAGUGGUACGAAAAAAAUUCAAAGGGACAAGAAAUUUUCUGUAAAAGUUGGUUGCCAAAGCCUGGUGUACGAAUAAAAGGCGCUUUGUGUUUUUGUCAUGGAUAUGGUGAUACUUGCACUUUUUUCUUUGAAGGUAUAGCCAAGCACAUUGCUGCUUCUGGUUAUGGUAUCUAUGCAAUUGAUCAUCCGGGUUUUGGUCUCUCAGAAGGAUUGCAUGGCUAUGUUCCGUCCUUUGAUGGCAUUGUUGAUAAUGUCAUCGAACAAUAUACUAUAAUUAAAGGAAGGCCGGAGAUACGAGGGCUUCCUUACUUCAUUUUCGGCCAGUCAAUGGGGGGAGCAAUUGCACUUAAGGCGCUUCUUAAGGAACCACGUCAAUGGGACGGCAUAGUGCUUGUAGCCCCAAUGUGUAAAAUUGCAGAGGACAUGGCACCACCUGUUCCACUUCAGGAGGUUUUAAUUUUCUUAUCCAAGAUUAUCCCACAAGCAAAGCUCGUACCCCAGAAAGAUUUCGCAGAAUUGGCAUUCAGAGAAUUGAAGAAAAGGGAAAUGACUCCAUACAAUGUAAUCUGUUACUCGGAUCAAACACGACUGAAGACAGCCGCGGAACUCUUAAAUGCUACAAAAUAUAUUGAAUCACAUGUGCAGGAGGUUGCAUCUCCAAUGCUGAUUCUUCAUGGAGCUGCUGAUAGAGUGACAGAUCCUCGAGUGAGCCAGUUUCUUUACGACAAUGCUUCUAGUGAGGACAAAACGCUUAAACUUUACGAAGGAAGUUAUCACAGCCUUUUGGAAGGGGAGCCUGAUGAUAGAAUUUUGACGGUUCUCGGUGACAUAAUCACGUGGCUUGACGUUCGCUGUUCUUUGAAAUAGUAUUUUACCCGUGUUACGUGCUUAAGCCAUGAUUGAUAUGCAUUGCUCGAUAAUAUAAUGAAGGGAAGAUGGUAGACCAGUUUUUAAUUUUUAUUCAUGGUAUAUGACAGUCAGCAUAAAGUUUGAAAUACGAAGUUUUUCCAUUUCAAUUAUGCUACAAGUACAGAUAGUGUUUGACAAAAUUUUUACAGAACAAUAUUUGGCAAAAAUUCAUUUGUUUUCGACU